UCCUCCUGUUCUGAGGCUUAUUCUGAAAGGACUCUCUUUUCGCUCAACCCAAAGGGAGGCUUCCCGGCGAAGCAGCAAAGGCUGCGGAUUUUGCUUUGUUUUUUUUUAAUCUGAGCUUUAUUUACCGGCGGCCGAGAUUCUCCAGCAGAUGUUAGCGCUGCAAUAAAAGGCUCCGCUCGCUUCCUGAGCCGUUUUGGCUCUGUGGGACUCGGUUUAAUUAUAUUGUGCAGAUGCUCGGAGUCUGAUGCACCGCGGGACUGAAAUGCCUCUGCAAAUCCAUUCUGGAGCUCUUCCCUGAUCUUUAUUUACGGUUUCUCUGAUCAAAAAUUAAUAUCUCUUUGGCUGGCUCCAUCCAUUCUCACGUGACCCAAGAUACACAAACAUUCAUCCCGAAGGCAGAUGAAUGGAAUGAGAUGGUUUUUUAUUUUUUAUUAUUUUUUUAGUAAUUGGCCUUCUAAAUGGCUGCAGGAGUGAAUGUGAUGCAUCAACAUUAGAGUCAAGGAAAUAAUAUUAUUACUGGAGACGCACCAACAGGCUGCAUCUCCUUUGGCAAAGAAAGGACGGUGCACAGGGAUCCAAUCGACCUAUUUGUAUUGAAUUGGGCAAGGAAUUUGGUUUUGUUAACCAAGAAGAGUGCGAGAGAGAGGAGGAUAUCGAUCACAUCCAAUUUAAAAAUAAAAAUGAUUGUAAACUACAUAUAGGAUGGAACUUACCUGUGUUUAAUAUAUAACCCUACUGGGGCAUAGAAUUUAUAUGCACAAAUUAAGCUCCAUAAUAGGCUCCAUAAUGUAAUUCUUGCUUUGAGGGUGUGCUUGCACUUUUAAUGUUACUUAGUGAUGUUAUUCUAGGUCUUCGUGCGGAAGCUUUUAAUACAACUCACUGAUAUUACCCUCAACUAUUUUAGACCAGUUAAGUCAUUCAUAUAGCUGUUUGAGUAGAAGGUUCAAUGUAUAUUGAAGACAACAAACUGAUCAAAUGCCAUAGCAUUUUUUAUUGAGAAACACCAGGAAGCAUAAAAUAAAAUAAUGUCUAUCCCGGAAACAUUUUAUUUCAAAUCAAAGAGCAUUACUGAAGGAAUUGAGAGUACAGUGGGAAAAUGUAACCUGGGGAUUAUAAAACCUUUGUUUUUUUUAAUAAUCACACCAAGAAAAUUACACAUAAACAAUGCAAUAAUUUGAAAUAAAUAUGAGUUGAAGGUGGAGAGAGAACAGGGGGUCCAUUAAAACCAAGCAAUAUGGGAGAUUCAUCAUUAUUCCUAUAGCAUUGGCGUUGGGAUAGUCAAAACAGUCUUUCCUACUAUGAUUAUUCUGGAACUAAGAAUCUUUAUUUUAUGAUUAGGGUCUUACUGGAAAGUGAGAUUCUCUGAGCGAUGCUAGGUUGCAGGUUUCAUUAUAAAACCCUACAUUGUAGAUCACUAGUGCGAAAUUUACUAAAUUCCUAUGCUUGCUAGAGGUAUUGUUGGCGAAAAUGUGAGUUUUUGUGUUUCAAAGCGUGAUCCAAACAGAACCAAGAGACAAACACUUUAAAAUACCGGCAGUUGAGAUGAUCUUUCAAGAAAGAAGGUUUAGAUCUCGGCCUAAAAUACAGUUGCAUUUAACUGUGCCUCCGAAAGACUAUACAACGCCAUAUCAGUACCCAAGUCUAGACUAUUGGUUGUGUUUACUGAUAGUUUCUUCUUGCAUCUUACCUUGGUGCCACCAGUGAGGCUAUUUUAUUGUUUCAAUGAGGUUUAAGUCAGCUUCUGCAAUCGCAUCUCAGGACUUUUUCAGAGGAAAAAUGUGAUAUGUGGAAUUGAUAUCCCGAGUUCACUAUUUCUUUAGUCCCCUUGGAUAAGAGUAUCCACCGGCCUUAUAAACAAAGGAAAGGCAACAAAGGAGAGAUGCUUCUGUUGACGCCCAGAAUGGAAAACACUUCUGCCUCUAGUCAAGAAAACUAUUAUUGUUGUUGCCAUUAUUUUUAUAUGCCUUUGGACAGCUCCAUUUGGACAAGGCCUUCUCUCUGUCUUUUCCGAGGUAUAGUUAUGGGGUAGGGGGCAAAAUUCAGAUCUUGCCUUCCAAAUAAGAAUGAAGGACUCCAAUGAUAUUACCCUCCAACCCUCAGAUUUCUAGCUUUGCAAAGAGUGGAUGAAAGUAGUCCACACCUAGAUAUAUACCGUGUUCCCAUUUCCUUGCUUUCUCAUUUUCUUGGGAUGCUCAAAAUCUAUUUCCUAAUGUCCGACUGGCUUUUUUGAGUGUCUUGCAAUGAUAGACAUUUGGGAACUGAUAGGGGAGUAUCAUUGAGGGCCCCAUUUAUCCUCUCCCCCUUCUCUCUGCCUCCAGUCUCCUCUCUGAACCCCUUUCCCAUGCCUUUACCAGAACUGCACCCUCGCCAACCAAGGGUCGGUGCGAAAUAUCCCCAAGGCACAACUUUGAACGGGUGAGAAGAACCUCUUUGUACACACAGGAUACCAAAUUCUAUCAUUUAGAGGGAGAAUUUCCGGGGGCAAUUCCAUUGUCUCUCUUCCCGUUUAUGAUGUGCAAUAUAAGCAGGGCAGUAAAAGCUGUCUUUUCCCGAAAACUCCCUCCUCGUCUGAAGGACGGAAACUCGUUUUAUGAUCCGUUUCAAGGCAGGAUCCGGACGUAACCUCCUCAAUGGGAUCUGGGCUCCUUAUUGCAGGGCUGAGCGUUUACAAAGGCAGGAGCCGGGAUGUGUGUGGGGGGGGGGGACCCCAUAUCCUGGUCAAAACAACCCCAAAAAAGGUGUUGAGGAAAAGAAAACGAAAACGAGGGAAAGAAACGGGUCCAAAAUGCAUCCCAAGGCCCUUUUAUUCCCCACUGAAAGAAUUCCAGUUUUUAUGAAAACAGGUGCUGAAAGUCCCUUGGUUUUAUUGUUACUUUCCACCUCAUUGUGUGUGUAUACCUCAUUAUCUAUUAAAACUUGUGUGUCUAUGUAAGUACAUUAAAUCAAGGGUAAUGUUCUGAUGAGAGAAAAAUGCAUGCACAUACCAAACCAGUUGCAAAAUAAGAGGAAUAAUAAUAAUAUAUUGUAUAUGUAUUUUUCCAUGGCUAUGUAUAUGUGUGAGGCUAUGUAUAUGAAUUCAAGGGUAGUGUUCUGAUAAUGGAAAUUUACUUACAAAGCAAACCGGUUGUCAAAUAAGAAGAAUAAUAAUCUCCUGUUGUGUGUGUAUGUUUGGGUGUGUAUAUUAUAUGCCUCUCCAUGUCUAUAUACAUUCACAUGAAAUCAAGGGUAGUGUUCUGAAAAUGGAAAAUCCAUGUACAAAGCAAACCAGUUGCCAAAUAAGAGGAAUAAUAAUCUCCUAUUGUGUGUGUGUUUGGGUGUAUGUUUAUAUUCCUUUCCAUGUUUAUGUACAUUCACAUGAAAUCAAGGAUAGUGUUCUGAUAAUGGAAAAUUCACCUACAAAGCAAACUAAUUGCCAAAUAAGAGGAAUAAUAAUCUCCCAUUGAGUGUAUGUGUUUGGGUGUGUGUAUAUUAUAUGCCUCUCCAUGUCUAUGUACAUUCACAUGAAAUCAAGGGUAGUGUUCUCAGGGGUGAAAAUGUCAUGCAAGAGGAAAGAAACUGCAACAUAAGGGGCGAAAUAAUCACUCCCUCCAUUGUAUAUGUGUAUAUAUACAUCCAUGUCUACUGAUACACAUGUAAUCCAGCCUCAUGUUCUGAGGGAUGAGAUAUUCCUGCUCAAGGAAAACCAGCUGCAAAAGAAAAGGAAUAAUAACACUGGCUCACACACAUUUUGCUGCCUCAAAUGUUAGCACUGUUUCCGAGACUAUUUGACGUGCUGAUUCCAAAAAUGGCACUGAUUUCCCCCUAUGAGAUACAGAACAUAUGCCAUAUACCAGUCUUCAUUUGCUCACCCAUAGGAAAUCAUGAUAACCAUAUCCAAGAAACUAGACUGCGAUUUUCUGAACCAAUGCCUCAAAUAACCCCAGAAACAGACAAAAAGAAAACCCAACCAAGAACAUUUUAUGUUGUGCUGUGUAAUCCCUCCCCCACUGUAUAUGCAUACCUCUAUGUGUGUGUAUAUGCGUGUGCUUCUCUGUACAUCUGCAUGACAUCAAGAGGAGUGUUCUGGGGGGUCAAAAUGCACGCAUGUGGAAAGAUCUUGCAAGGCAAGGCAAACCAGCUGCAGAAUAAGAGGCAUGGUAACAACCACGGGGAUCUCUUGAUCUAAUCCUUCUUGGAAGGAGAGGAUCUGGAGGAAUGAGACAUGCGUUCUCGCCCUUUUGUGAGGAGAGGCGCUGAAAGAUGUCUGUCUUAACACUCCUCUCUCAGAACUUUCUUCUCUUUCUUGUGUUUUGUUUUUUAAAAACAGCAGAGCAAUUAUCAACACAAGGAGACUGAUGAAAGAGCAUUUCUUUCCUAAGCCUUCACUCACCCCGCCUGGCACGCCAAUCUCCCAAUAAAUCUAAGAACAAAUUUGCAAGCCGCUUAUAUAAGCAACCACUCCAUCCAUAGAUAUGUAUAGAUCUACAUGAAACGACUUUUUAAUAGGCAUGCAUGUUGUUGGCGGGCUUCCUCCAGGAAAAACCAACCCACGCAGGGUUUGCAGAGUGUUUCCCACUUCAUUGCAGCCUAGAAGUAGACCAAGAGAGAGAGAAAAGGCAAGUAUGUGCUGGUGGCAUGGGUUCUUGUGUGGACUUCGCGUGUUUACACUCACACAUGUAUCAAGGGGGGAGGCAAAAUAACGCGGAACUGCAGCCCCCAUCUUCCACAGGGGUCUGGAUUGUGAAAUGCCAAUAAUAUAGGUCUUAUUGUUAUUGCUGUUAUUGAGGAUGCCUGCCAUAGAUGUAGGUGAAACGUCAGGAGAGAAUGCUCCUGGAAUAUGGCCAUACAGCCCGGAAACUCAUAGCAACCCAGUCAUACCGGCCAUGAAAGCCUUAGACAACACAUUGCUGUUGUUGUUAAAAUUAUGUGUUCAUUGCUGGGUUAUUUUUUAUGGAAGGGUUUUAUAGCCAAAUGUCUGUUGUAGCUUAGCUUGGCCAUUCCCUCCCCCUCCCAAUCCCAUCUCCAGACUAUAGAAUAGCCAAUAAUAAUAAUACCACAUAUGUGGGGCUGAUGGGGUAAUUUGCAGGGGUGAUAAGGAAAUAUGAUGUAUACAUUCAGUUUUAUCAUGUUUAUUUACUGUAUCGUUUUGUCUUAUUUUAACUUACUACAUAGAGUGUAAUCAAGUCUUAUCAAGCCUUAUUGUUUGGUUUGGUAUUGAGGUGUGGCCUAAGACAUUUAUUAUUAUUAUUAUUAUUAUUAUUAUUAUUAUUAUUAUUAAAAUGUCUCAAGACAUGGAAAAUCAGAGUAGAGUGGUGAGGGGACUUCUCCCUGCUCAGAACUAUACAGAAAGUACCUAAUUCUACUUUCUGUACAGUUCUGAGUGGGGAGACGUUCUCUACCCACUAAGAAAAUAGCAAACAUAAAAUAAUAUUAAAAGGAGGGGUUAAAGAAGAGGACAAAAAUCAAGGUUUCAAUGUGUUGUGGCAGGCUUUCAUGGCCGGAAUCACUGGGUUGCUGUGAGUUUUCCGAGCUAUAUGGCUAUGUUCUAGAAGCAUUAUCUUCUGAAGUUUUGCCCAUAGCUAUGGCAGGCAUCCUCAGAGGUUGUGAGGUAUGCUGGAAACUAGGCAAGGGAAGUUUAUAUAUCUGUGGAAGGUACAAGGUGGGAGAGAGAACUCUUGUCUGUUGGAGGCAAGUGUGAAUGUUGCAUGCAAAUCUACUUUCUGUACAAUUCUGAAUGGGGAGAAGUCCCCUACCCACUAAGAAAAUAGCAAACAUUUAAUAGUAUUAAAAGGAGGGAUUACAGAAGAGAACAAAAAUCUAGGUUUCAGUUUCGAAGUCCUGGUUUUUGAAGUUUAUUAGGGGAGCCCAAGCAAAUAGAACUGGGGAGGGGAAAUGGAGAAAAAAUGGUAAAAAUAUAUAAAAGAAAGGUGUUGUUGAAGGCUUUCACAGCCGGAAUCACUGGGUUGCUGUGAGUUUUCCCUUGUGUAUGACCAUAUUCCAGGAGCAUUCCCUCCUGACGUUUUACCCACAUCUAUGGCAGGCAUCCUCAGAGGUUUUGAGGUAUAUUGGAAGCUAGGCAAGGGAAGUUUAUAUAUUUGUGGAAGGUCCAAGAUGGGAGAAAGAACUCUUAUCUGUUGGAGGCAAGUGUGAAUGUUGCAAUUGGACUUUCUGUACAAUUCUGAAUGGGGAGAAGUGCCAUACCCACUAAGAAAAUAGCAAAAAUAAAAUAGUAAUAAAAGGAGGGGCUGAAGAAGACGACAAAAAUCAAGGUUAGAGUUUCCAAGGUGUUGUCGAAGGCUUUCACAGCAAGAAUCACCGGGUUGCUGUGAGUUUUCCGGGCUGUAUGGCCAUGUUCCAGAAGCAAAUGUCAGAAGAAGACGCAUAUGGAACAUGGCUAUACAAUCAGGAAAACUCACAACAACCCAAAAAAGGGAAGGGUGAAAGGACACAAAUCCAAGUUUCUAAGCGCGGGUUUUGAGUUUCCUAGGGGAGAGCCUUCCUCCCCUCCUCCGCGCGGGUGGGCGCUUGACGCGGGUUGAGACCCCUUCCUUGCCUUUGAAUUUGCGACUCCCCUUCGAGGUCCACGCGAGGUCCUCUCCCUCUCUCUCCCUCUCUCUCUCCCACCUGUGAUGCGGGGCGGAGAUUGGAGGACGGGGUCAUAUGACGCGUCACGUGGUGGCGGCGGCUCCUUCCACCCCCACCCUCCCCCACAAGAAAAUGGGGUUUGGUGUAAAUCUGGGGGUGUAAUGUUAUCAUAUAUCACGCUACCUCGUAAAACCGACACCGAAGCCUACCGGACCACAAAUCACCACCGGCGGAAAAUUAUGAGCUCUUCGUAUUAUGUGAACGCGCUUUUUAGCAAGUACACGGCGGCGGGGGCGGCUUCGUUGUUCCCCAAUGCGGCGGAGCCCACGGCUUGCUCCUUCGCCACCGGCUCGGCCCGCAGCGGCGGCGGCUAUGGGGCCGGGCCGGGCGCCUUCGCCUCCUCCAUGCCGGCCUUGUACAACGUCAACAGCAGCCUCUACGCCAGCCCCUUCUCCUCCGCCUCCGCCUCCUCCGCCGCCGGGUACAGCCUGGGCUCCGACGCCUACAACCUGCCCAGCUGCGCCGCCGCCGCCGCCUUCGACCACAGCCUCCCCGUCCUCUGCAGCAGCAGCGGCGACCUCGGCCCCAAGGGCUGCGAGAAAGCCGAGGGUGGCCACCUGCACGGCCAGGCCGAGAGCAAUUUCCGCAUCUACCCCUGGAUGAGGUCUUCAGGUCCGGAUCGGAAGCGAGGCCGCCAGACUUACACCCGCUACCAAACCCUGGAGCUGGAGAAGGAGUUCCACUUCAACCGCUACCUGACCCGCCGGCGCCGGAUAGAGAUCGCCCACGCUCUGUGCUUGACGGAGAGGCAGAUCAAGAUCUGGUUCCAAAACCGGCGCAUGAAGUGGAAGAAGGAGCAUAAAGAGGAAGCCCCCGGAGAGGGAGGAGAAGGUGGAGGGGCCCCUGUUGCCCCUAAAGACAGCACACCCUCCGCAGCCUCCGUGGAGAAAGUCGAGGAGGAGGAAGAGGAGGAAGAGGAGGAGGAGGAAGAGGAGGAGGCAUAACCCGUUGGGGUGUCCUUCUCCCAGGAGCAGCCGGUUCUCUGGUUCUCCGCUCUCCUGUAUGCACGUGACAGUUGUAAAAUCCCCCUGAAACGAACCAUGAAAAAUACAAGAGACCCUUCUAAUGGCCAUAUAAGGAGGCGGGAGUGGGGGGUGGCUGGAGAGUCUUUUUAAUCCCCCUUUCCCCUUUCAUCCUAGGCUGAAGUAGGUUCUCCAUGGACUGCUAUGCUGUCACUGUUUUUUUCCCCUUCUUCUUGUGACUGGAUCGCUCGAUAAGAUUUUUACUGAUAUUUGUGACAGGAAAUAUAUAUAUAAAUAUAUGUAUAUAUAAAAGAGAGGUCCUUACUUGCACAGAAAGGGGUGGGGGUGGGGAGAGAAGUCCCACAUAAUGUAUCUUAUCCUUCCAGAUAGAAACUACCUGACUAUACAUUAGUCCCAAUCAAUCCCGAAGGGAGAAGUGCAUUAGGUUCAUACUCAAACUACCUAAUUCGAGGCUGUAUUUCCAGCUCCUGUGUUGUUGCUAUUUUUUUUUCUGUGUGUUUAUUCAAAUAACCUGGAAAAGGGGUAGCGGGAGAAAUACUUGAGAGAAAAAAGUGAAUAAACCACUAGACUACAAUGUUUCCUACUACCUAUGUUCAAGACUACCUAUUCUCGAGCUCCGCCUACCUAUCUCCCAUACGAUGCUGUAUUUUAUUAAUGCGGGAGGGGGGUUCAGGGAGGGUUGGGAAGGGAAGAUGACAGGGAAGUGGCUUGUUUGUAGAACUGAAUAGUAGAGAAGGAGGCUUCCAAGGAAGUGGCCAGGCCUCCCUAGUUCGAAUAUAGUAUUUCACGUGGAGUAUUAUUGCUAGGUCUAAUUUAAAAGUUUCUUUUUAAAAAUAAAAUAAAAUAAAAUAAAAUAAUAUAUUUAUUCCAUGCUAAGCGAGAAGCGGUCCUCACAAGUCUGCGCUAGUCCGCAUUUUCGCAUUGCAGUGAUUGUACAAAGCGGCUCCAUCUUUUCUUUUGCCAUUGACGUCCUUGAUGGCCAAAUUGAUAUUUCAUUUUUGAGUCUUUAAUUCCAUGUAAGUAAUAACAGGAGGAACAAGAAAAGGGAGCAUUUCUGUAGGUGGCUGUGUAUGUACCCUCAUCCUUUCCUUGCUCCUAUUGUUUUCAGAAUGCAUUAGAUAGGAAAACGCAGCUACAGUUAGUUAACGUCGUUUAAUUACUACAUCUUGCUCACCAGAAGGAAACUUUUGCCUCUUGUUGUCUGGCAACGCAUUUUAUAAUAUACUAUAUUCCUUAUCAGUUGAAAUAGUCUACCCGCCAACCAGGGAAGUUCAUAUAAUACACUAUAUUCCUAAUGGAUGAAAUAGUCUACUCUCCAACCAGGAAAGUACACGCUUUUAAGGGGCCACAAGACUCCUUUGCUGUUUGUGCUUCAAGUUGCAGCAUGAGGCAAUAUUUUUUGGGAAGAGGUCUGUUUUUUUUUUUAAACUGUUUGGAAAAAAUAAAGAUAACACUUCUGUAGAAAUCAAUCCCACUUUUACAAUUUGAGCUAUGCUUUAUUCAUGAAUUGUACAACAUGGGUCUGAUUUUCCGUUGUGUUCAUUGUGAACAUUGGGGUAUUUCGUGUGAAAAUGAGGGGAGGAGGGUGCGGUCAAUGUGUUCUAUGUUAUUCAGAAAUAAAAAAAAAUACUUGUUGACAAUGAAUCCUCUUGUGUGUGUGUUUGGACUCAAAAGAUAUACAUAAACAACCAAAUGCUAAGUUCUCAGCACAGAAAUAAAAAUACUUGUUGACAAUUGA
Molecule: messenger RNA, 9345 nt
Organism: Anolis carolinensis (green anole)
Lineage: Eukaryota; Metazoa; Chordata; Lepidosauria; Squamata; Anolidae
Gene: hoxa7
Product: homeobox A7
Exons: 2
Coding region: 6609-7568 (319 amino acids)
Biological process (GO): anterior/posterior pattern specification; regulation of transcription by RNA polymerase II
Cellular component (GO): nucleus
Molecular function (GO): DNA-binding transcription factor activity, RNA polymerase II-specific; RNA polymerase II cis-regulatory region sequence-specific DNA binding
Source: RefSeq, a predicted model, not a curated record